Molecule: messenger RNA, 2900 nt
Organism: Corticium candelabrum
Lineage: Eukaryota; Metazoa; Porifera; Homoscleromorpha; Homosclerophorida; Plakinidae
Product: protein yellow-like
Exons: 1
Coding region: 18-2771 (917 amino acids)
Source: RefSeq, a predicted model, not a curated record
GCACAUCAGCACAAGCAAUGAGCUUCGUCCUGAUCGCAGUACUUGUCGGUACGGCGUUGUACGGAUGCGGGCAUUGUCGGAAGGUCGGCGACACCGAUGUAAUCUACGAAUGGGUGUCGUUGGAGUACGACUGGCCGGACGAUGGAGGUCGAACUCGUUCCAGGUACGAGGCGCAUGGCCUGUACGUGCCGCAUAACAACGCUUUGGCCGGUAUCAAAAUUUACAAAGGAACGACGUACGUAACGGUGCCCCGCUGGAAGCACGGCGUGCCGUCAACUCUCAACAAGGUAGUACAUACGGGACAUCGUCCCCUUCUUCAACCGUUUCCGAGCUGGGAGAUGCAAGAGCUCGGCAACUGCGACAGUCUACAGUACGUUCAGAGUAUGGAGAUCGAUGCCAAAUGUGGAUGGAUGUGGAUCAUCGACGCUGGUCGAGUUAACCUUCUCGAGUCCCCGGAUGUAACCGGUUUAAGACCCCUCAACUUGUGUCCGCCCAAGCUCGUCAUCUACGACCUCAAUAGAGAUGAGAUUGUGCGCAUUCACGUGUUUACCGAUGCGGUAGCCUCAUACAAUGAAAGCUUUCUGAACGACAUCGUCGUCGACCGGGUCCAUCGUUUUGCUUACAUAUCCGAUGCACAGGGCAGCAAAGGCCGAGGAGGAAUUAUCUCCUACAGUUUUGAUGAUGACAAAUCGAGGCUGUUCUGGGGACCGAGCACCGAAGCGGAACCAGAUGCUUACAAUAUUGAUAUUAAUAAUCUAACAUACACAUUUAAGACGCCUUCGGAUGGCAUCGCUCUAAACCAGGAUGGAACAAUGCUCUACUAUUGUGCAUUGAGUGGUUACACACUAUACGGCGUCAGUACCGAGCUGCUUCGAAACCUUGACCUUCCGAUGUCAUAUAUUCGAGGUCGUGUCCAACGAGUCGGCAUGAAGGUAUCUCAGUCUGAUGGUCUCGUCUUUAGUAGCAAACGAAAACUAUUUUUUGGUGUCGAAUCCGAGGAUGCUGUUUAUCAUUGGGACAAGAAGCGCAAUGCUCAUGAUUUUUCACCCGCAACGGAGGAACUGUUAGUCUCUAACAGCACAACUAUGGAAUGGGUGGACACGUUUGCGUUCGACGAAGAAGGCUACCUAUGGUUUACGUCCAAUCGGCUUGAUAAAUUCCUUUCCGGUGAGAUGCAGUUUUCAAAUCCGUUGAAUUCGAAUUUCCGAGUGAUCAGAGUGUUUGUCAACGACUCAUCGUACCUUAACAGUGCCAUAUCAAAUUUUGCUCAGUGUCCGAGAAUAGAAGCUAGUCCAACGGACACAGUAGAACAGGCAACACCAGCAACACUGCCAGCACACACACCAGCACCACCAGUACCAUUUACAUCCAAAAUUAUGUAUGAGUGGCCUUACCUUGAGUUCAAUUGGCCAAACGAGGCAGUAGAAAGCCUAAGCAAAGCUCGUGGCAACUACAUUCAGCCAAACAACAUCCCGAUGCAUGUUGCAAUCAUUGGAAAUACGACAUUCAUUACUGUUCCAAGGUUGAAACCGGGAGUUCCUUCCACCCUUAAUCGACUGAUUAUGUCGUCAUCGGGAAAACAUGUACUCGAUCCGUAUCCAAGCUGGGACAUGCAGAAACUUGGGAACUGUACGGCUCUGCAGUCCAUUGAAGGGAUAGAGAUUGAUGUACAAUGUAAUCAGAUGUGGGUGAUUGAUUCGGGUCGUGCAGGUUAUCUUCACCACUACAGCAACGGCUCUGGCGAGGUGCGUGUAUUGCCUGUCUGUCCACCCAAGGUGACCAUCUUCAACCUUACCGACGGCACAAUAAUCAAACAAUACAAAUUCGCUCCGUCGACUGUUUCAUCGCAGAGUCAGCUUUGUAAUGUCGUCUUAGACAAAUCACGGCAGGUUGCUUACAUUGCGAACCAAGGGAUGAACAACAAUGGUUCCAUUGGUGGACUAGUUGUCUUUGAUCUUAAGAACAACCGAGCGAGACAAGUGCCCACUCCUUUGGCAAGCUCAUCACCCAAAAUACAAGUCGAUGAUAUGGUAUAUAACCUGUCCGUGCCAAUGGGGACCCAUGCACUGGCACUCUUACCCGACGCGUCACAGGUUUUCUUCUCUCACUUCGGAAGCCAAUAUAUGUAUUCUAUAAACACCGAGGGCCUACUAGACUUCAGUGUGUCGGAUAUGUACGUAUCAUCAACUAUUAUCACUGUCGGACAGAUGAAAUCUCCGUCUGCCACGAUGAUAUUUGGUAAUAGUUGGAAGCUGUACUACAGUGAGCAGUCGACGGGUUCUGUGUAUGGUGUUGACUAUUCGAAUUCUCAAGGAGGCAUGUCCUUAUCUAGUCCGACUCUCUUGACCAGACAUAACAUACCAAUGGAAUGGCCAGAAAGCCUAACAUUCAGCAACGAUGGUAAACUUAUGCUAGUCACGAACAAAUUCCACAGUUUUGUCACCAGUGAUAUUGCCUGCCACCUGCUUUCUAAAGGAGAGAACAACUUUUACGUAUGGAAAAUUGAUAUCAACCCAGACGCGUCAUACCUUACCAGCCCAGUCAGUCGACAAUCUACCUGUCCAAUUAUUGUGGUUGAGGACAAGAGCGCACUGGCUCAGAAAGCAGUGACCAUCUUCACUGUCGUCAUCGCUUGUGUUUUGGCUGUAGCCAUUGCUGUGUUUCUGGCAUUGAUGAUUGGAGCACUUAACUCGACGUGGAACCGGUCAAAGAAACAGGAGCGCGAUGCUAAGGAGAAGCUGAUAAAUGAUGAGGAAGACAACGGGCUGUAAGAACUAGGGCAUCAUACUAUUAUAUCAGUACUCAUCGAUGCUGUAACUUCUCAUAUUGAUUUGUACACUUACCCGUUUGUAUGCCAUUUCUUAGCAUUUUAUAUUGAUAUAAAUAGAUUAUCUGAUACA